Cydia pomonella (codling moth) is the source of this 1774-nucleotide messenger RNA. It is a transcript of the gene Pus10, whose product is annotated as tRNA pseudouridine synthase Pus10. The record is from RefSeq and is a predicted model, not a curated record. The coding region runs from base 153 to 1715 and encodes 520 amino acids. Gene Ontology annotation, biological process: tRNA pseudouridine synthesis. Gene Ontology annotation, molecular function: RNA binding; pseudouridine synthase activity. The transcript has 12 exons. Lineage: Eukaryota; Metazoa; Arthropoda; Insecta; Lepidoptera; Tortricidae.
CUAAUUAGCUCCAAAAAAGAACCUUAUGUUAAAAUAGUUAAGCUAGAACUUACUUGGCAAAUUUAAAUAUUUUCAUAUUUGCUUGUACCAAGCUAUUACACUUCACAUAGCACAUGUUCACAGUAAAAGUUUGAAGGUUUAUUUGUGAAAUUAUGAACGAAAAGGCAAUAUUCAAGCUGUGUAAAGACGAGGGAUGCUGCGACGCAUGUGCCCUGCGGUACUUGGGGCUGCAUCACCCGCGAGUAUACGAAAACGUGAAAGAGUCUGCAGAGAAGUAUCAAGAUGAACAAGACCAAACUCCCACUGAAGACAAGGUCACAGACAACAACGGGACCAACGGUGAGGCUGACGGUGCAGAUUCAGAGCCUGAAGCUAAGCGGCAGCGAGGUGCAGUGUGUGUGAGCUGUCUCGGGCUGCUGCAGCAGGGCACAUGGGAUGACAGCUGCCGCAUGGCCAAGGAGAUGCUGGAUAAAAAAGAGUACGACUGCACGACGUUCGCCUGCGCGCUGUCGGCGCCCAUCGCCACCAUCGUACGGGAGAAGUACAUGCAGCUUGCCAUCAAAGACAAGUUCCCAGAGUAUGACACAGAUCGUGUGACGUCACUGAAGGAAGCCUGGAAAUGGUCCUUCGGCACCCGCCUGGCGAGCCAUUUAGGCCUGGCUUUGGACUCGGGGGCCGUGUGUCCGCUGUUACUUACCUUGCACUACGAAUAUCCUGACGAUGUCCAGGAACUAGAAGUCCUUAAAAGCAUAUCGCCCUCCUCCUUCGCCCCGCACAAGCGGCCCGCCGUCGAUGUGACACGUCGCGGUGCGGAGCAAGUGUUAGAAAAAGCGACGUUGCCGCAGCUGCGGCUGCGGGCGCCGGCCGCCGCGGCUCGUGCGGUCGCCUGCGCGGCCGCGAGGGCGCCGCUCUAUAUCGGGGGACGAUAUAUAAAGCUGUCCCGGCAGCUACCUCAGACCCCGUGGCUGGUGCGGGGACAGAGGAUAAUGGAGUCAUCGGUGCAAGAAAUCAUCUUCCAGCCCAUCGCCGACUUGUACAAAUUGUCGCCGGAAGAGAUGGAGCACCGCCUGAAGUUCACGUCGGCGGGCCGCGAGGACGUGGACGUGCGCUGCCUGGGCGCCGGCCGGCCCUUCGCGCUCGAGAUCUCGGACCCGCGACGCGAGUUGACUAAAGAAGAGUUGGUACGCGCGUGCGAGCAGAUCUCGACUAGCGGGUCGGUGGUCGUCAAACAUAUGGUGCACGUUACCAAAGAUGACUUAUCGGAACUGAAAAGGGGCGAGGAGAGCAAGUGCAAGGAAUACGAGGCCCUUUGCAUAAAACUCACACACUCCGACUUCGACGAGCCGGCGUCGCCCGACGCGCCGGUGGUCGUGACGGCGGCCGACAUCGCUCGGAUCAACAGCUACACCAACACUGAAGGGGGCACUGACGUCCGUAUCCGCCUCGUACAGAAGACGCCGCUGCGCGUGCUGCACCGCCGCCCGCUGCUAUCGCGGACGCGCGCUAUCCUCGCGCUGCAAGCUCAUAGCGUGCCAGAUCACCCGUCCCUGUUCCGUCUGAGCAUCCGAACCAGCGCGGGCACGUACGUGAAGGAAUGGUGCCACGGCGAGCUGGGCCGCACGGCGCCGGCCCUGCGCGCCGCGCUGCGCGCCCGCGCCGACAUCCUGGCGCUCGACGUGGCCGCCGUGCUGCUGGCCUGGCCGCCGGGACACUGAUCCCGGGGGAAGGAGGCGGCCGCGACCACUGGUCGACGGGGGAAGGAGGCGGCCGCGAC